This is a messenger RNA of Porites lobata, 17755 nucleotides long. Lineage: Eukaryota; Metazoa; Cnidaria; Anthozoa; Scleractinia; Poritidae. The record is from the annotation of a GenBank genome assembly.
CAUUAGUCCAGCUGAUCAAAGAGCGAUGUUUUUAUAAAAACAACGUUUUGACAAGUAUUGACUUAUGCUUAGACGUUACAUCUCUCUCAUUAAGUCUGUUACGUCGUCGAUUUCCAACGUCCGACAUUGUAUCGCCUCUAUGUCAUCGCAAGGACUCGUAUUAACAGGUACCAGCGAUGAAGAGCUGGAAUGCUGCAAGAAGACACAGAACGGUGCUGGUCUCUGCUCUUGUAACGAGGUGUCUAUCAAAAGAACGAUAUCCUCUCAUACAAAGGUGUCUGAAGAAUCACAAGACCACAAAGCAAGAGAAGAAUUACAAUGGAAUAAGUUAUCUGAAAAUGAGAAGAAUAUAUAUUUUGCGCAUAAAACUGCAUGCUUGGUAAGCAGUGGUAAGCCACUACUGAUAAGUGGGCAUUGACUCUUUUAUGUGGCUUGAAAGAGUGUCCCACUCUUAAACACGUGUCUUAAAUGACACAUAUUAAGAAUAGGUAAUUUAAGAGUGAUUACGAUGUCAUUGCUGUAACCAUGGCAAAGGUACAUCUUGGUGAACACAGAAUAUCAGUAUGAGACACUGAACAUAUUUUGAGAUAAACAGGAAUGUCUCAUGCACAUUUUUUUCUAGAUUUCGUAAUUCAAUGCAAUAUUUUUAUUUAUAGUGAAAUACAUGCAUUAUACUAUUCGAUAUUUAUUUUGAUUUAAGCAUAAGACAGUUUACGAGUGCAUCGUGUAUGAGCUGGAUGAGUGCCAUUUGUGUGCACAUGCAAAUGGCAACAUUUGGUUUGGUACGAAUGAGAAUAGUCUCCUUUGCAACCGUUUUUAGGUUUGUCACGCAACACUCCUCCCUGUGCAAUGCUCCUUCCCGUUGGGAGAGGCAUUGUGUGACGACCCUAAAAAGGCUGUGAAGGAGACUAUGAUGAGAAGGAUUUGUCUUGAAAUCAAGAAAUUUGUUCAUAUUAUGCUCACUAAACAUCCAAGACUGUUGUAAGAGUGAGUGAGGGAGUAAUAAGAGUGGAAAAGGUGGAUGAAAAUAAUAUACUUUUCUCUUUAUCAAUGAUUGAAGUCCUAGAUCCCACAAGAGUGCUCCCAAUACUUGUUCUUUCUGUUUGUUGUGCAGCAUGAUAUGGUGUUCUGGAACACCCUUUCAGCUUUUUUCAAAACCAGCAGGCUCAAAAGGUUGUCUUCGGCUCUAGGUGCCUCUGUCCAUCUCAGUAAAAACUGGACCACAGAUAUUAACCAUUACAGGACAUGCCAAUUCAUGUUAUGCAGGGAAGGUUAACUUUACAGGAGUAGACAAACUCAUUUGCUGCAUGAAUCAAGUGGAACUUUAAUAGCAGAGCUUUGACAGUUUUACUGUUUUUUAAUUUUACAAAGUGAAAUUUAGAAAUCUUUAUUGGAAGACCCAGUUGUCACUAGCAAUAUUUUUCACAACUUAACUUUUUUCAAUUUUUUUUGUUGCAGAAGGGGGAAAAUACUUAUACUGAUCCUGUUACCGGAUACAUGGUCUUCACAGAAGAAUUUCUUAGAAAACGCAGGGCUUGCUGUGGAAAUGGCUGUCGGCAUGUGAGUUGCUACUAUCUUAGAAUAGUCUUAUGUUUUGGUUUUCUUUCAGGAAAAUAAAAUUGAUCAGAAAAACUAGUAGGAUCAUAAACGUUUCUUCUAACCUUUAGUCCUCUUAGUAAAAGUAGAACCAUAGCACUAUAUAUUGACCUGCAAAACCAGUAGUUUCUGUGCUAGCCCAUCUUUAUUACAUUUUUCUAGGCUGAGAGAGAAUGGAACUGUCCCUGCCCAAGAUGAUAAUUUUUUAUUUGGCUUUUUAAUUUUUUUUCUUUCUCUUUACAGUGCCCAUAUGGUCAAGAAAAUGUACCAGGACAAAGUAAAAAGAAGUUCAACACUGCAUUUUAUGUGUGAAACAAAUUUUUUUUAGGGUAUUUAAAAAUGUCAGGCUUGACCAAAUAAUUCUGUGAGUAAUACACAAAGUGUGCAAAUUAUACCACUGUGAAGGAGGGAAUGGUUAAAAAAGGAUGUUUCACCAAGUGAUUGGAUACUAAUUAAAAUGUAAUUGAAUAAGACCGUGAACUGGUCAUUCCACAACUCACAAGAAGUAUAUUAAAAUAGAUCAAUCACUUAAAAGCUCUUUUUGUUGUUGUUGUUUAUAUACUGUGUCUGGAAUAUCAUGUACGAGCUACUUCAAUGCAUCAUAGGCUAUUAAUGAAACAUUCUACAAUCACAUUUUUGUGGCACGUUCACCCGCCACAUCAAUGAUUUUUUAUUGGCAGUUUCUGUCUAUUAAUACAAAGUCUAAGAAGUUGAUUCCUUUUGAAAAUUGAGUUAUCUUCUCAACCCUUGCACUGACUCCCAGAGUUAAUGGUGGAAGUUCCAACUUCUCCAUCUGUGGACAGUAUCCUACCCCAAAGUACCUCUAAGAGUUUUUGCUGCCUAGUGCGGUCAUUAUUAGCCUGCAGAACAGACAUAAUAAUUGUUCGCUCGUGUUUUUCAGGUGAGCAAAAGGAGGAGCUGAGUGACGGGCUUGAGACAAACGCCACAGGGGAAGGCCCUUCGCUUGCCUCGUGCUUGCCUUUUUGGAACAAAUACCGUAAACUGCCGCUUAUAAGCCCUGGGCUUACACAAGUUCGUAAGGGGUUUUGGGUGGGCUUAUAAACGGGGGGGGCUUAUAUCCGGAUGGGCUUAUAUAAGCGGACGAAAAAAACGUUUCGGAAUGAGCAACAGCGCUGUUGAUCGACGUAUGAUUUAAAUUUAUUACUCUUACAAUUUAUUGAAGCCUUAAAAAGGCAGCAAUAAACCGAAUUCAGUUAAAUUUCAAAACAAAAACAAAAACCGGAGGGGGGCUUAUAUCCGGAUGGACUUAUAAUCGGAUGUAUUUUUUUGUUUGCAUGUAGGUGGGCCUAUAACCGGAGGGGGGGCUUAUAAGCGGCAGUUUACGGUAGCGCCUAUUCUUAAGGCUAGGUCAUGAUUUUGGAACUACUGACAUAGGACAGGCUAUCCAUAUUGUAAGUGUUUCCAAGGGUGGGGUGCAACAUCCGAUAUGCUUGAGGCCAGUGUACUGAGUCACAGACCGCGUAGCAGGGUUGAGAGUGGGGGUCUAAUUUGGGAUCCGGGGGUAUGCUCCCCCAGAAAGAAAGUUGACAUUUGAGGGGGCCCGACAUGGCUAAAAAUGCAUCUAUACUAAUACAGUCGUACCUCCCGAAAUGCAAAGACUGACGGCUCUCUUCCGAGAAGAGGCCCAGAUACAUAUACUUUAUGGAAGAUAUUUAUUGCAUGCAAUGUCUAAGUCACGCCCGUGUGUAGUCCCAUGUUGUCUCUAAAGUUCUUCGCAUAUUCCGUAGUGCGCUAAAUCAUGUCAACGGUGGUGAAAAAGCUUCCAACUUUAUCGCUGAAUCCUGCCUUGUUCGACGUCGUCGAGCGAUUCGUUUAAGUUAGUACAUAGCGCUGUUUAAUUUUGCAAAAGACGUUUUCUAAACAUUCUUUCCCUUUUUCAGUCCUUGCCAGGGUCUUGCCAGUCCGUCGUCUACGUCGUCAGAUCCUUCAUUCAUGUUUCUGUUCUUUGUACUUGCUGUAAAUCAUAACUGUACUACUUAAGAUUUGCUGACAAUAAGCAGCGCUUAUACAAGAUGGCAAGAAGAGCAGUAUUUGAUUUAUUCCGUAACAAAGCCAUAUCUCCGAGUCUAACAAAACUAAACAUUUGGAGAAACAUCGGUCUAAAAGAAAGUAGGCCAUUUCCGAGUUGCUCCAAUCCUCUGUUUCAAAGCGAGGCUUAGUGUCACGCUAUUGAUGUUUAUUCUUAAGCAAAUAAAUCAUAUCUUAUCUUCGCAAGAAAGGUUUUGCACUCAUCCCAGUUUUGUAAGUGAGAGUUUUGGGAACUCAAAGAUGGCUAUUUAAUUUUGCUUGGAUAGAAACAGAAGAUGUGUAGAAAGAUGAAAUAAUGACUGUAUUAAUUUCAUUACGCCAUUAUUUUACGGUCGAGAAUCUAUUUCAGGACGACUUCUAAGUGACGCCGUAAAGGAAAGUAUGUUGCAAAGGAUGGAACUGAAGGGAUCUUACUUUUCCCACCCUCCGCGGUCCCUUUCUUCUUAACGUUGAUGAUGAUUUUUUUGUGGGCAAAAACUGACAGAAAAUAUACACGAUUUUUUUUAUAAAAUAAAACGAUUUUUUUGGGGGGGGGGAGGGGGGGGAGGAGAUCACGAAAAUUAUCAAGAGCUAUGAGGAGGGAUGACUCGGUAAAAUAAUAUUUGAAUGGGGGAUCAGCCAUAUGUUAUCGUGCUAGGCCUAAAUUCCUCCAUACCCCCCCCCCCUGCUCCCCAGGAAACAAAACUGAAUGUAAGGCUGGCACUACGGCAAUUAAUUUAGGGCAGUGUUUAGGGCUGAUUUAUUAUAGGUUCCCUUAUAUGUCUGAUAAUGAGUUUGAAAGAAAGGGAGAUAAAAUUUAAACCAAGGAUACAUUUGACCCACAACGUAUACACUGCGCAUCACUAGUAUGAAAUGAGCUCAAUUGUAAAUUGUAUUAUAAAGCAAGUUCAUGCUAAGAAGUAAUUAACUUUACAAAUCUCUUUCUGGAAUCACUGCAAGUUUUAGAAGAAAGUGAGUGGAAUAAACCAGGAAUCCUCGCCGGAAUAAAAAACAUUUUUUUGGAUUCCUGAUUUAAAAAUCGCUUUUCAUUCUAGUACUUUCAAGAGAUUCACAAGGAUUUGUUAAGUUUCUCAGCACUCACAAUUUGCCACAAUUUAAUUUACACUGCUUCCUCUGCGAGAAACAUUACAUUUGUCUCUAUGUAACUAAAUUUCUUUAAGAUACUCAGUACUCAGUAGUCGCGAAGGGAUGAAUUCCUCAAUACCUUAUAAACAUCCAUGCCAGAGAAGUACAUUGAAAAUGUGGCGAUAUUUGCUUUUCUCUUAUAAAAGUUCUCGUAAAUCUAAACCGCUUUUUUUUAUUGGCGUGUUAUCUAGUCCCAAUGCAACUUAAUUUCAUAUGCACCUUGAUUUCUUGUUAAGUCCGGUUAAGUGUUAAGGAUUUGUAUCAAAGUGUUAAAUGAAGAAUGAAAACAACGUUCCUUUAAUUAAAUUUUCAGUGUUCUGAUUUAGCGUCCUUAAAAUAUUGUUAAAUCUUGCAAGCUUCUCAUGUGAAGUAUAAACUAUUUAACCCGAACCUUGAACAGUGAAUAUUUAACAAACCAGAAGGCAAAGGACAAUUUCUUCUAAUCUGUUGUAUCAAACACCGAUCAAAAAUCUUUCAAGUUAUUUUUCAGUUUUUCUGAAUGUAAUCUCAGUGUUCCAUGUUUGUUUUGACCAUACUAAAGCUCGUCAAUACUUUUUUAACAAUUCAUCAACCCUACAAAAAUUCGAUUUGGUAAAUUAAAACACGAGAAAAAAUAAUAACAUUACAUAAAUUAUUCAAUACGAAAACCUCUUGAUAAUAACAUGGUUUCUUGGAUAAUCAGGCUAAUUUUGUAACAUCGCUUUGAUAAUAUGAAUUUUGAAUUAGCCCUCCGUCUAAACUGUCUAAAACGUUCAUAUGGCAAAAAAAGAAAAGAACUUUGCUAUAUGCGAAACAUUUGCGAAGAAAGUUUCUACCGAUUUAAUCUCUUUAUGGCUCUAAUACUGUUUGGUUUCUUGCAAUUCAAGCGACUGGAACAGCUGGUAAUGUAAAGAGCUGCUUUUCACAAUGACGUUUUUUAGUCUUAGUACUCGGAAAUGAAACGAAAUGUUUUCUUUAUCAUUUUUGACUUGAUUAUUAAUUUUUUAUUACUUUCUGCGAAACGUAAACAAAAUCGGUUCAAGGGGAACAUCAUAUUUCUGGUAUCAUUUUCUUUGUGGCGUUAAACAAUUUCAGUUCAAGAAACUACGAAAUCUACCGCAACAUUUAAUACAUAACAAAACCUGCAUUCUCGUUUGUCGACUUCUAUAUAUGCGGUAAUGUAUAUGCUGUCAGUAUUAAAUCUCAUAUUUGUUUACGAGACAAAUGCAGGUGGAAAUAUGUGUUUUCUAUUUCCACUGUUGAGAAAUUUAUCCCAACUUGGCACGUCGAGAGAAGCUAAUUAAGAGCGUAUAAUUUAUUAAUUAACGGGGAAGCUAAUUUUUUUUCGGGAUUUACUUCAUAGCAAUGACACGGUUUUGACAGCUCAUUCAUAAAUUUUCAGUACGUAGUUUUUACUCCUGCCUCGAUUUUGCCGCCCAAAAAAAAACACCUUAUAAGAUUGUUAUUUUCUUUUUUUCUUUUUCUCUUUUUCUAGAGGGACACUUUCCGUAGUUCUUACAGAAUAGACAAAGUGAUAUUCUUGACUUGAGUAGACCAAAUGAUGGUUUUGCGAACUAUAUGUUUACUUUUAAUUACAAGAGGAAUGACAAAGCAAAAGUAACUGAAAACCCGAAACUUUCUUUCAAUUCUAAACGAAAUCUUGUCACACUUCGAUAUAUUGCGGUAAACCCAUUUAGUGCCCUUGGAGUUUUUCUUAUCCAUCGGGAACCCAUGAUAGUGUUAUUUUUUCAGAAGCUGGCACGUGCCGCCACGCGACACCCUUAGGGUAAGCAGGGAAGCGCAACAAAGAAAUCGAAGCUUUUGUUUAAACACCUUGCAAAUCACAAGAAAAAAUACGUAAGGCUUAUAUCAUUUUAGAGUUAAUACGAAGAGCCAGCCCACCAGAGCAAAUGUAUUAAUCGGGUUAAUUAUCUCCUUCAUACCGAGUGAUUAAAGAUCAAGUCAAGUCGUAGAUUCCGCUGAGUGUAUGGAGCGGCUAAGAAAUUAAGAAUGUUUCUCAGACAAUAAGUUGUGUCAAUAUAGGUCCCAACAAUGCGUCAUUUGUAGUUCAAUUCGGUAUCAUUGUUGUUAUCUUUCCAAUCACUUAACCGGCUAUGCACCAAAAGAAACAUGCAAGAAAGACAGCGUGCUGACGCCGUAAGGGACCGAAGACGCCCCCAACCGAAGUGCAAUGGUUAAAUUUUAAGAAUAAAUAUGAGUCACAGUGAAUUAUUGCGGUUAGAUGUUUGCUUUUGCGUCUACCAAUUUGAAAGGUUUGAUCUGUCAGAGGUACACUUUAAUAAUCUCAAAAACAAAAACGCAUGCGCUCUGAGAUUACUUCGUACUUUUGUGAAGUGCUUGUCAGGGUGUUACUUUCCAUUUCACACAUAAUUAUUCAAACAAAAUGUAUUAAAAAAAGUUUUUUGUAUUGUAUUGAUCGAGAUAAGGAAACUUCAGGAAUCUUUGUUUCAAACAACCACAUUCAAUAGACUCCAUUUAAUUCUGCUCUUUGGAGCAAGAUCUUGUUGGGUGGCUCUUAGCUCUUAAUGACAAUGGCCCGUUUAAGAGAACUUAACCUUGUAAGAGGGGCUCCUAUUCUCUUUCAACAAACGAAUAAGAUGCAUUGUGCUGGGAUUUGAAUUUGAAUAGAGUAAGUUCUCUCGAUCGGAAGCAACAAUGACAUAUGUUUGAUGGGACACGUGUGAGCUUAUUUUGUUUUGGAUUGCGAGUCAAGUACACUUGUAACUCGAAGAACAAUUUCCUUAUCAGACUGCAAUUUGCUCUCCGCAAAAAUCGGAAACAGGGUGAAUGUUCCGCGGAUCUUCUUAGUUUUUAAAGCGUUGCUGACGGAAAUGGGCACAGCACUCCGGACCAGAGGUUCAGUUUCACCUGUUCCAGUGACUAAAACAUAUGGAAAUUACUAUGCAAUAUUUAAAUAAAGACUCUGUUUCAGGAGGGUUCCACUCCUAAAAAUACACAGCUGCAACCAUCGCAAGAUAUUUAGCUUUAGGUGCGGGCAAGUAUUCAACGCAACGAGCUAAGCUACGUAGACGUCAUUCCUCAUCAACUUGAAUUAUCUGUAGUUUCACCAGUGCACAUGUUUCAAGAUACUUUUCAGGUAACUUAAAAGUGUCGUUGUUUUAACUUAUAGCUUGGAAUAACUUCGAUUGCUUUUAAGAAAUGCUCAAAUCUUGGAAAAUAGAGUUUGUCAAACACUAUGAACGCAAAUGAAAUACUUUGUAUAUUUUGAUUUAUUUUAUUUUUAAUGUAUAUUUAAGUAUGCACAGCGAUUUCCUCCACUCGAUUUUUCGCAUACUUAGACCUAGUCAAAAGAAUCCUUUUAAAGAUCUAAUCGAAUUUAAUUCAAAGAUCAAAUGUUCUUUAGCUUUUCUAAGAUCUUCCGCCGUUCCCUAAACCAAUGUGUUAAUCAACAAACGUCUGAAAGCGUCUGUGAGCUUAAAAUACGCCACAAAAUCCUAUUGAAAAUAAACUUUAAUUCAGUCCGGCGUUUACUGGGUAUUAACUCGCGCAGUUGCUGUGUGCAUGUUCUUUAUAGAUAGGAAUCCGGUAAAGAGGGAAUUAUCACUCUUUCCGUAGCUCGAUAAGAAAAAAUGAGACAUUUUGCGCGCAUUUGACCGAACUCCACCUGCAUCCUAUUUUUCAUUUCGGAAGUAUAACAACUAAAUCGAAACAUGUAUACAAUGUUUAGUGCAAAGUGUUUGGCUGCAGUAAUUUUGCAUGGAGCAGUUAAACAGACUUAAACAGUGUUCUUCUAACUACUUAAUUACAACCAGCGCUUUGUGUUUUAAGAUUCGAUUAUUUGAAACCAAAUCGUACUUUAUUUUUUUCUUAUCUAUUAGCGGUAUGGGAUAUCUUAAAACAUAAACAUAAAAGGAUGUUUAACGAAUAAUUUAAAAUUCCUUUCAGUUAGUUGUUUUUUGCUUUAAACGAUUUCUGAUUCAUUUAAAAGCUAAGAGUUAUAUUAACCAAGUGUAUAUCUGUUUUCUGAAAGACUAAGAUGCAGCAAGAAUCUUCUUUUAGUUUUGAAAAAUUAGCAGAAGUAUUAUUUUAGUAUUUAUCAAAUGUAGAAUCGAUCGUCGUGCCAGUGGGCAUUGUCAAUGAAUAGCCGUUUCUUCUCCGUUUUCAUCUCACUUUCUAACGUCUUAUGUUAAAAAUUUUCCACCUCUUUCAUCCACGGCUUAAAAAGCUCUUAGAUCCGUGAAAAGUUGAAAUUAUUAAGAUUAAAAGCAGACGGCAAGCAAGUAUUUCUAAAAGAACUAACUUUCUUUUCUACGAUUUUGUUGCGUCUGCCUUGAACGGUGUUAGAAUUUGCCAACCAUACGCUUUUUCAUUCGCUAAUUUCGCUCACCUAGCUUACGACGACCAUUCAUAAACUAAUUUUUUGAUUCAUCUUCAAUAUGCUUAGAUCUUUCACUAACACACAAAAUUUUAAAGUAGUUUAAUAUUUCGGGAGACUGAAAAAUGCGUUAGGAACAGGUAGACAAGGAAAGAGAGAAGAUUUUAAAUUUACAAAUGCCUUUGGUAAUACUUGACAGAUAAAUUCUGGAUGUUUAUAUAAUCAGAAAUCCCAUUUGACAAGGCAAUAAGUUGAAACUGAUUACGAGUCUUUCAUUUGUCUCAAAUUUUUCAAUGUCAGCUUGCUGUCAGUCUCGUUUGCUAGUCUCAUUUUUGUAUCUUUUAGCUUAUUUACUUUUCCUUCGGAGUAUCUGUAUAGAGACAUAUUUUCGAAACUGUAUGGGAUGAGAAAAAGUGUAAGCAUUUAAUUUAAAAAAACACCUUAAAUUCGUUUUGGACCGACAAAUAUUUCUCGCAUUUGUAACAAUAAAUCCAUGAUACAUAACUUUUAUAGUACGGACUCAGUGAAAUUCUUAACUUCUUUAACCCAACUUAAAGCAGAAUUGCUGGUAGAUUGCUUCAAGACUAUUAACCAUUCAUGAAGUGAAUUAUGCACAUUUAUGUUUUCAGUUAAAACGUCCUAAAGGUAUUUCAAGUGAAACGAUUUUCUAUCGCUAAACCUGGUCCAUUGGCACACGAAUUUGGUAACAGGUGAAAUGCAUGUAAUCGAUUUCAAAAAACUUGUCAAUUAUAUCAAAAGAUAAACAGUUUGGUUCGAUUUUACACAUGUCAAAUUUUCUUUAUAUUACUUUGUCUUUUUAAGACUCAUUGUUUAGCCUUUCAAGGCUGUUAGCAUAGAAUCAAAAGGUCCUUUGAGCCCUAUUGUUGUAACCAAGUUAAGAAAACAUCAUCAAAUAUUCGCCGCACAAUAGUUUGGUCAAUAUUGGGAGCCGACACCCCGAGAACAAGAAUCACAACUCAUUUGUGCUUCCAUCUGACAAGUUAUUCACGCCUACAAUAUUCUCAUUUUCUCCACUUCGAAUUUUAUGAGAGUUAUUAAAAGUAAACAGAUGUGAAAAGCGGAAAUAUAAGUAACAAUGAUGUAUCGAACGCGGAACCCCACUCUAAUGUUUACUCGAAAACGUCAAUCAUAACCUGACAACGUAACCUGAUUGGUGGAAAGAAAUAUGAAACCUACCUCCGCGCGCAUUGUCGUGUUAAGAAACCAGUCGUUUCCAUUUAUCCUACCCUACUUGCUGAGCGGCGCACGAGCCGGUAUUCACUUUACUUAAGUUAAACCAUGUAACGGAUUUCUUCGCAGCGUGAGGUAGACUCGGGCGCGAGGUAGACACACACACACACGACACCUGUGUUUUAGAAGUUUGUUAGAGCGAACAACACACAGAGUUAUCUUCAAAUCAAAAAUUGUGUCGACCAGUUUGUGCACCACUGAGGUAUCGCCUGGAACACGAAAGGUAAAAUUAAGGCUCCAGCCGAGUAUUUUACUUUUAUGCGCAGUGGUUGGAAGCUCUGAUAAUAUAACUUUUUCAGAAUCCCUCCAGCGCGCAAGUAUUCAAAGUCCAUUAAUGCAUUAUUGUUGAUGAUUAUGUGGUCUAUGUGAGUGGAAAAUUAUUGAACCGCCCAGGAAGCGAAAAGAAAGGCCUCGUUUGGUUCGUAUGUAUUGUGCAUGAACGCCUUUCAACUCAGUAAAUGUCUAUGGAAACGACAGGGAAGCUGUGAACCAUAUGAGAACUAUUAGAGAAUCGUGGAUAAUGAGAAUUCUGAGGGUUAUAAACUAAGGAGGCCUCAGCUAGCUUCUCCCACUUUUCUAAAAUGUUUCGGGGUAAAAGACGGUUUGUCUAUUGAAAUGUUAUACAGUUUUUGUAUUUGUGUUGUAUUUGAAAUUAACAGAAAGUAUGCUAAUACUUGUUAAUUUAGUACAAUGCACCAUGAUACAAAUAAUCAGAAAUGGUUACCGUACCCCAUCGUGAUUAAUCAAGUUUAUAUGUGGACUUCUUACUGAUGGUUUAAAAACCAAUAAUUACGGUAACUAAAAUGUUUGAAUAACAUCUCAAAUUUUCCAUAAGAAUGAAUUUUUUGGGGCACGAUUUUUUUCAGCAAGGCCUGUUGUUUUUAAAUGGAUUACCGUUUAAAAUAUUUAUGUUUAUCAAAGAGGGGGGGCCUACAUGAAAAAAAAUAAAAAUGUUAGAACAAUUUCCAAUAAUUCAUGAUUUUUUUCCAAAUGCUAACCCUCUAAAGUCGAUGAUUCCCACUGUGCUUGGCUUAACUUUCUCAAAGUGUCGCCGAGUGUCGGGUCCUUAAAGAAUGUGAAACCACUGCAGUUUAUAGCGUUACAUUUAUGAUGCGUUUAGGCGUUCAAACCGCGCGAUAACAACUCUUUCCCAAUGAAGACCUAUACGGCUCGUCUUUAAAAUCAUGAAGUUUUUCUCUCUUGUUUUCAGAGUAUGCCGACGGCGGACCAACUAACUCUCGACGAAAAGCCAUCUUUUUGCGCCGGUUGUGGAGCGAGAAUCGUGGACCGGUUUUACCUGAUGGCUGUCGACCAAGAGUGGCAUGCCGAGUGUUUAAAAUGCAACGAGUGUAGUUUAAGACUCGACAACGAGCUGACAUGCUUCACUAAGGAUGGAGAAAUAUUGUGCAGAGAGGAUUAUUACAGGUCAGGAAAUUCAAAGCUUUGAGACCAGAGCGCCUCGUGUGUGCUUUAGUUUAGAACUUAUUCACUUCGAGAUUUUUGAACAAAAGUACAAAUACCAAUUCGAUUUGAAAGACGAAGUGAUGAAGUGAUGCAAUGUAAUAUCACUGUAGGUCAGGUGGAACAACUAAAUUCAGAUAGCACGUUUAUCCUGUGUUAUUCACCAAAUCCAGACCCGCGAACAAGGAAAUAAGCUUUUACAAUUUUGCGAUAACACUCAAACUUUCACUUAUCUUGCUUAAUCUAACCUAGAUACCGGACCGGCCUUAUGUGUGUGCUGCAGCCGUUCGUUGUAAAAAUAGGAUUUAGUCAUGCACAUAACAGAGUCACUUUGAGUUUGAACCCAACUGUUACAAAAGAGACGGUGUAUGAAAAUGAGGCCGUCCGUUUAAUGACAGUCUGGCCGAGAACGUCAAAAGUAGCUCCCGUUUUUAUUACGAUUUUGAGGAAAGUGACGAAUAAGCUAUUUGUCGCUUCCCUUAAACUUUUUAUUGUACCUUAACCAUAAACUUCCAAUACUGAUUAAAGAUGAUUAGAAACUUUAGUUGUUAAAUUUUUAAAAUUGUACAUAAUUAUUUUGUUUUGUCUGGGAAUUGCUUGAUAGUUUCGCUAAAGACGAACGGACCGAGCUAUUCAAGGAUUUUUUCAAUCUAGGCCAGUUUAUCUCUUCGUUUACCGCAAAAGAUAAACAGUCCUCCAAAAACUUGAUUCUUAAUUAACCUUCGAAAAUGUCAUUGGCCUUUAAGGCGCAAGAUUAUCUCACAAAUGAUAUACGCUCUUGAAUCCCAUGGUAUAGAGAGCGCUGUUUUAUAUUACAAUAGGCACCCCACUUUGCGUCUAUAUAUCAUAGAUCAUUGAUGGCCAUUCCUCUCGGUCCAAAUUAUGAUAUUUAUCUAAUCGCCCAUUAUGAAGUUUUGUUUCUGGCGCCAAUAUGCCUGGAAAUCAAGAAAAAUAAUUCAAUAUUUGCCAAAUCAUACUACAAUAAGACAUUUUUAUUUCUCUUUGAAGUGUCUAUGGCCAGAAAAGACUCACUAGAAGUUAUACUACAUGAAAUAUAUAUAUUGAAAUAUGAGAGAGAUGUUCAGGAAGUUACUUUUGAUUCGUAUUGGCACUGUUGCGAGAAAAGACGAAAAUCUGACUCUACGACAAGAUAUCGAGCUCUUGGCACCUCAGAAUGCCUUGACUAAUUCUGAGCUGCGCAGAAAAUUCGGUCGGGACUAGGCCAUUCACUAGUUCAAAUGUAGAGUACCGGAGUAGUCCCAAGUUUUCCUUUGGGAUAGACGAGAUAGCAGUGUUUUGUGGGGUUAAACUUCAAAAUAUGUUUCAGUUGUACGUAAGUGUCUUUCGCGUUAAUUUAUUGCGUACCUGACGAUUCACUUAAUCAUUGUCAUGCAUAUUCCUUGACCUUUUUAUCAUUUUUGAUGAACCGAUUGUUCUUAACCUCUAUACAGCAUUGUUUGGUAAUGAAAAGAAAAUUGAAUAAGUACUGUUGAGAGUAUUUUCAAGCCUUUAACAUCUCUCUAUCUUAUCCAAAAAAUUUGCAUGUCUUUCAAAUAAAGCAUUACUUUUUUCAUCAGACUGCUAUAAAGAAGGCGUUUACAUCCUGAAGUGCCAACUGCGUUCAUUCAAUUCUUUUUAGCGCUUUCCUGUUUCUAAGGAAAUGCAGCGUUUUGGUAUUUUAAUGUAAAAAUGCGAAAUGUUGGUUUUGUUGUCAAAAACAAUAAGCACUUUCAAAUCAGCUUUACCCAUCAUCUGGUGUUAAAAGUAAAUUUUGUUCAUUUGUUAUUGUUUUGGUCGUGCAUGCUUCUUUCAAUGUCGGGGGAUUUCUGAAUUUGAACUAGAUUUUACUCAACCAAUUUCCGUAUGUUUUCUUGUUUUGUUCUCAGUUGUCAGGUCUAGUGAUCAUGAUGUACCGUUUUACUUUAUCACAAUAAGAGCAAAAGUUAAAAAAAGGAAAUAGAUCCUGCAUAUUGGAUUUAUUCCUUUUUUAAAUUUAUUUACUGACUUGAGAACUUUCCUUUUAAAUUUUACAUUGCUGAAAUAGGAAAAUACACUGAAAAUAGGAUCUUUUUAACCAAAACUUAAGAAUAGAAACUAUGGAAAGAACACCUAGGAUCUAGAUCAGUAAAGUUAUUAGUUACGGACUGAAAAACUUUUCUUUGAAGUUUAAAUUGUUGAAAUAGGAAAACAGGAUCUUUUUUUUACCAAAAGAUUGCAGUCUAAAAGGCAGUCCAAAAAGUUGUUGAUCUGUUUAAGCUGAACUCAUCAGUGUAAAAAACAAAGAGUAAACAGCCUUGAGUAUUCAACUACAUCCAGAGUUAUUAAAUGAUACAAAAUAGACCUAACAGACUUCCGCUUUGCGAUGACUGGAUCAUCCAAUAAGAUAAAUUAGAUGGGCAUUUAGAAUCGUUUGUUAAAAUCACUUAUUUGACCCAACGCUUGAACAAAACACGGGAGAAACUCACUGUAGAUAUAAUUCAAUUCAUUCAAACUGGAAAUCAGUAAAUAAGAUAGGUUGUUGCUAAGGUCAGUUUCGGAGUGAUAUUUUGCCUCUUUUUCUCGAUUAUUAUUGAAAAAUUUGUGAUGCAACAUAUUUUAUGAAGAUUAUAGGAGAAAGUGUCUGAAAUAUUUAUCCAGUUUGGGAACUCUGAACUAUUAGGGGUCCACUCUGGAGACGGUCAGUUCUGAUCUGCGUUUAUCGUUUAUUUUACAUCCAUCGUUCACACCUAGACGAACGUUAGAAAGGUUUCAUGCGUUUUCAAGACUCGUGUGAACUUACAAGGCAAACUUACUCGUUCUCAGAACUUAGAGGCUAGAAUUCAGUGAUUUUCCCAAAGAAAAAACACUGGUAAAGAUCGGUUAGCGUUUACAGCCUGCAAUCUCCCCAGAUUUCCAGUCCAGAACUUAUAUAAGAAUUGCAUUGUCGCUAACGUAGUUUGUAUUGGUUUAUAUUGAAUAGCCUCAAUUUCAAACUUAAGUGCUCCCGGUCUAGUCACAGGUUAGACUAAGUGAAAAACGUCCUUACACAACCUAUAAACACAUGAUGGUGAUGACGACUUUAUAUCGCCAUCAACAAAGCUUCGGAUAGUGGCUGUUACAUGAAGCGCACUGAAACGUAAUUAUCUUCAUAUUAACUUGCUCCUUCCUUUCUCUCUUCUAGACGCUUUUCAGUCAAGAAAUGUGCUGGUUGCAAUCAAGGCAUCUCAAGCAAAGAACUUGUAAUGCGCGCCCGCGAUCAAGUUUACCAUAUCAGCUGUUUUUCCUGUGAACGCUGCAAGAGAAUUUUGUCUACAGGAGAAUACUUCGGCAUGCGCGGACUGAGAAUAUUUUGCAAAGCAGACUAUGAAGUAUUGCUCCGAGAAGAAGCCCAUGCUAUGAAAUCUACACUCGGUUCCUCUUCGGGGAAAGGCCGGCCAAGGAAAAAGAAAAUAUCCAUGCCCCUUGAAGGCGUAACAGCUUUAUCAGGUGAUGCUUUGGCGAACAAAAGCGCUGAUUACUCUAAACUGGCUCGCAAUAUAAGGUGCUAAUCACCCUUAUUAGCUUUGCGUAUGGUUCGUAACUUUUGUUUUCAUUAUGUCUUGUGUUGGCAGCUUUCUGUGUUGUAUUGUGUUUAUGGAUGGUGAUUUGGAAUAAUGAUUGAGAUUGUGUUGAAGACGAAAACAACUUUUCUUGUUACAUUUGGGCAUUACAUUCCUUCUCAUAAGCUUAAACAAAAUUUAAAAAUAAACCAAAUACGGUGUUCCAGUUGGAAAUUUUAAUGUUCAAGGAGAGAUAGCUGGUGCAAUACAUCAUAUUGUAUGAGUAGUUGAUAUUUCUUGAAGCUUUUGAUUCGUCAUGGCGUCAUCUUGACUACCUAAUGAAUAGAACCUUUUAGUCUACAAAUUAAGAUGGCUAAUCCAGACUUUUUAAAGAUUUUUCUUGAUGGAUUUGCGCACUGAUCAACUAUAACCCUGACUGUGUUCCUGUGUGUCUUUAAUCAGUGGGCUGCUGCUGUAGUUUUUUCAAGAAUUUUCAAUCACUUUCGAAUUUUACAGUACCCGUUGGUACGUUAUAGGUAAUUGAACAACAAAAGGAACGACUCUUAUGAGCUAAAUGGAAUUUCUGUUCAAUAUGUAGACUGCGAAAGUGUUGUCUUAUCAAAAGAACAAAUAACACACUUUACACCUGCAAGAACUAGUUACCACUGACAGCUUGCCGCCUUUAUUUUAAUACUGUUAGCAUGGAAGGUAUUAAAAGCUUAAUUAUUCUUAAUAUCGUUUAAAAGGUACUUUUUAAGUGGCUUAAAAAAGGCAGCCUUGUUUAGACACACUGAAGAUGCUUGUUUCCAAUCGCGUUAAUUCUAAGUCGCUCCUCGCUAAUGCUUGAUUCUAUUUUUUGUUUAUUGUAAAAAUGUUUUUCAUAUUAACCUUAAAGAAUAGUUAUUAAUAGUUGUUAUAGUUUACCAGCGAACAGAAUUUCUAAACAGACAUGAUGCAGCUACUACUAGUGAACAUUCAAUUCACCAUACUCAGUACUAACCUAGUAUAAUUACUGCAUGACUACUGAGCGUGUCCGAAGGAAAUAACCUAGUAUAGCUGCUUCCUAGCUGAAAGGAUUUAGCGUCAAGACUUGUUUUCAGUCGGUAGCUACUGAAGUCAGGAGAGUGAUCGCCAUUAAUGCAGUUCUAAAAGUUAGAAGUUAAAAGACCUUAAACCCGCCUGGUGUAACUUGCAAUUCUUAUUCUGGCUGAAGUUUGACAGUGGGCUAGGUACAGGGAUAGUAUUUGGUAAUGCACUUUAACUCUCGUCAAAAUAGUGACAAUUUUGUUAAGAUUGUUUAUUUAUUGUCUUAACUAUUGGUUCUUUGAAGUUAUGAAUAUAUGAAAAUCAUAUAUGAGAUCUGCGGGGUGAAGAAUUGUAUGAAAGAAGAUCUGAAUUUUGUCAAGCCUUCUUUUCGCAACUGCAAAAGUUUCGUCUAUGACUGCGAUGAUCUUCUUUCAUAUAAUUAUUUGUACUUUGUCGACCUGUGAAACUCUUUUAGGUUUAUAUUCAUUAAAGAGUAUUUAAAAAGCAACGAGUAAAAACUAUUGAACACAGAUUGAUAGAUACUUUACCGGGGGGGAGGGGGGACAAGGAGUGACCCAGAUGUCCCACUUUUACGAAAUAGCACAUGGUGUGAGAAAUUACGAGAAAUUUUAGUGAAGUAUUGAACUCGGUCAAGCGCGAUGCAAGCGGAUUUUUCACGGUCCUCUUACUCGCCUCUUUCAACAAAUCAAAGUUUGGUACAUGCGCAGUAACGGGUUACUGUUGCUUUAACUUUGAUUUCACCAAGAGCGAGUGAUUCCACUAUAUUAUAUCUUGUUUGACUUUCAGGUGAACAUGGCUUGUACUUGCGGAGAACUUUUAAAGAAAAAUAUCAUUAAAAGGUUAUCAGACAACAGACAUCGACUGAAACUUGAGUCAGCUUUAGUAAAUAAACAGUUUUAAAAGUACUAGAUCAUAGCCAAAAUCCUUGUUUGUGGCGUCAAUAAUACAAAUGUUUCUUUCGAAAUUAAUACUUAGGACAACCAGGCAAUGAUUUUAGCUUCAGUUGGUUUUACACUCACGUACUAUGCUUGUAUCUAUCCAUUUUUUAGGUUUCACAAUUUCUGAAGCAGAGAGUCAUCUUGGUCAGCACAAUGGGGACAGCAAGCCUAAACGCAUGCGCACGUCAUUCAAGCAUCAUCAGCUUAGAGCAAUGAAAGCAUACUUUGCAAUGAAUCACAACCCAGACGCAAAAGACUUAAAGCAACUCUCACAAAAAACCGGCCUCUCGAAACGAGUUUUACAAGUUUGGUUUCAAAACGCUCGUGCAAAAUAUCGCAGGACGGUUUGCAAUCCGCAAGCACAGGAUUUGUCGCCAGAAUCUCAGGACCAGGCCUCCCCGGUCAGCUCGAUUUUAGAAGUUGGAAUAUUGUGA